Molecule: messenger RNA, 15148 nt
Organism: Porites evermanni
Lineage: Eukaryota; Metazoa; Cnidaria; Anthozoa; Scleractinia; Poritidae
Source: the annotation of a GenBank genome assembly
AUCAAAUCAAGUCUCAAAUUUUUCGACAAAAACACUCCAAAACAUCUAACCGGAAAAAGCAUUAGGAUGUUAUUCGAGCCAACAAAAACCUGUAUUUCCGGUACCUACGUCAUCACGUGACCCUCACAGGAGGAUAACGAAAAGCUCACACAACUGCCGAACGCAACAGACGGGUACGUGGGAAGUUUACCUCUAUCAUGCUGGAAAAAACUUUGUGGGAGCGGUUCUUAGAUACGGUAGAGCCUCAUCUACCUGAACACCUUCACUGGAAUGAAAUAUGCGUAAGUUUCGAGCCAUUUUUACAUGCUAUUAAAGCGAGUAUUAAAGUAUAGGCUGCUUCAUUUUGCACUAUAAAGCUUACCGGUACCGGUAAGUGAACUUGUGCCGCCGUCAAAGCGUUAUGCAAUCUUAUUCUUUUUCAUUCUCUUUCUAGUGGACAUUUGUUUAUUAUCUGGCUGAAGCAAGGCGCCAUAUUCAUCGAUGGUGCAGAGGAAUGGAAGCUUGGGAGGCAAGAUAAGCUUUAUUUUUUUCGAACAUGUGAAAACUCAGGUUAACUGGGACUUUUAAAUAAGCUUACACCUGUGCAUGUGAGGUUAUUCUUUAAGAGCAAGUUGUUUCUAUUGAUUUGGUCACUGUAGCUUUCCUUUAAAGAAAAUUCUCUCGCCCAGUAAUCCAUGGUUUUAAGUUAUUUUAAGCUGUUAGGUUAUCGAGAAUUGUGACACAACGUCCAGGGUUUACGUAAAGGUCAUUCAGUGCCACACGAGAAUUGAACUUCCUGAGUGACAUUUGAACGUCAAUUUUCGGAGAAUGUUUCCCGGAACAUUUAGACUAUUUUGACUAGUUACCGUAAAAUUCUGAAAAUAAGCCCCUCCAAGUAUAAGCCCCCCAUUCCGGUAACAAAAAACCCUCCGUUAAAUCGCCCCUCCAAAUAUUAGCCCCCCCAGGGGCUUGUGCUUGGAAAAUUGCCCUCAAAUACAAAGUAAAACAAGGCAAGCACGGUAAUUUCCUUCCAACUAUAAGGCUAGCCCAAUCAGUUUUGAAACGGAAAUUUCCCUCCAUAGAUAAGCCCCUCCAAAUAAAAGCUCCUCCAAAAAUAAGCCCCUCAAAAAGAGUCUUUGAAAAAUAUAAGCCCCGGGACUUAUUUUCGGAAUUUUAUGGUAUUCCCGAUGUAUUCCAUCACAUAGCAUACAGUAUGGUGAUACGGUGGAAUACGUUUCGUUCCUAAUCAGAUUACAGUCGACUCCCGAUAACUCGAACCUUCAAGGGAAAUUGAAAAAAGGUUCGAGUUAUCGGGAGUUCGAAGAAAGUAGCUGAGGAACAGGGAAAAAACAGUUUUUACUGCACAUUGAACAUCUUAAUCACAUCUAAUUGUAGAAAUGUCAAGUGAAAAUUAAAAGAUACUUCUAGAUUAUAAAUCAGAGCGUAACGUAACAAAACAUAGCCUAAAUAGAGCAUGCGUUUUACUGUUUUGAGAAGCAAAGCUGCUUUACGUUAGCCUGUGACAAUCAACAUCAGCCUCCACUAGUAAACUAUACUCCUACAACACGUCAAUAAGAAAUCCAAAAUUCAAUGUUUCAGACACCAGUAGACGGCUUUUUUCCCGACUUUUUAAGGGCUCAAAACAUGGUUCGAGUUAUCAAGGGUAAAAUUGUAUAGACAAUUACCUGAGGGGAGACGAAAAUUGGUUCGAGUUAGCGGGAGUUCGAGUUAUCAAGGGUUUGAGUUACCGAGGGUAAAAUCCAGGGGAAAUCGAUUUGGGUUCAAGUUAGCGCGAGGUUCGAGUUAGCGAGGGUUCCAGUUAUCGGAGUCGCCUGUAUUUUCAAGUUGCAACUUGUGGAACAACAACUUAACAACAGCUAUUAUGUAAGUUACAGUAGUGUUCUGGCUUACAUUCAGCUUCUUCUAACUCUAAAUUGAAUGGGACAUCAAAAAAUAGCAAGAUAUUAAGGUGGAAUUUUAAUUUUCAGUGGACAAAGACCUUGUACCAGAAUAAUUUUAAGAAACAUUUUCUCAGAAAUAUAUUUAAUAUAUUUCUGAGAAAAUGGUAAUUGUGGAAAGACUGUGGAUUCCUUGUAAGCAGCCACCUUCCGUAAGUGACUGCUUUUGUUGGCAUUUUGAUAAGUCAUUCAUGGGAGAUUUAACUGGUUUUUAAUUUUUUCAGCCCACUCAAAAUAAACCAGCAGCCGGCAAUUUUGCUACUUUCAGGGGAUAAUUGGCUGCAUACUCACCACUCAAUUUUAAAAAAUAAUAUUAAGUAAAAACUACUUCGGAUGAAUCCUUUGGUGCUUUAUACUCUUGUUAACCUUUUUUCUUCUGCAAAAUAUUUUGACUGGGCUGUAUUUGAUUAAUAUUAUUUAUCUAUUUAUGUUGCAGAUUGUUGUAAACACAGUCACCUACUGUUUUUGCGUCUGGCUUAUGACAGAAGUUCUUCGAUGGGUGAUUGGUUGGGCCUUCUUCCGAGAAAAAAGUAAGAUUUAAGGUGCAUUUUCAGUUUCAUAAUAAGUACAAUAAUUAAAAUUUAAAUGUAAAAUUAAUAAAUACCUAGUGCCAAAUUGUAACAAUAACCAUACAUAUAUAAAGUCAACUCUUGCCCUGCAGACACCCCGCUCUAACGGACCUCCCAGUAAUAUGGAUAGCAGCUAAAUCCGGGGCAAAAAUAAAUUACAGACAUAAUAAACUCCUGCUGUUACGGACUCUCACUAAUGAGGACACCAAAUAAAGGACCCUAGUACAAAACUUAUCUUGUUGGCCCCCUUGCACCUGGGGUUCCCUGAGGCUGUCUAUCACUCCUUCAAAAUCUAGCUGCAUUGCAUGUUAAGGCCCUUUGCAACCCAGUUAAAAUGAUAGGCUGAAGAUCAAAGGUGUGGCUUAUUGACAUGACAUUAAAAGAUGCAACCCUGAAAGGCAAAAAAGGCACUCAUGGUUAUCUGUGUCAAGGGGAAAACCACUCGUUAUUCAUUCAUUAUCCAUUCGUUAUCAAUUCAAAUGCUUUCAAAAAACCGUUCAAAGUGUUUGACUGCUUGUUGAAGAGGUUGAAUAUUUGUCCACAAUAUGUUUGGCAAGCCCUAACUUUGUUGACGAGAGUCGAAGAGUGUGCUUUUUGAAGGAUAAUAAUAAAAAAAUAAUUUCUAUAUAUGCAUGAGGAAAUUUUUAGAGUAUAUGAUGAAACGUUUGCUUUGUAGUCCAAACAAAUAAUAAUUAUCUCCUUGAUUUCUUUGGACUCCCAUUACAAAUCAAUGUUUCCACAUCAUUUACUCAUUUACUGAUUCUAAUCCAUUAGAAAUGAGUGUUUAAUACUAUUUUAUCCGUAAAGUGUAAUGAAAAAAGAUCAACGCUGCAAUUUGCAAUUUUAGGUCUCAGAGAAAGAGUGAAGAAAGGGUUUUUUAAGUUAGUGAGAAGAUUACCAUACUUGAAAGACAGGGUAAGAGAUAUCUAUAUCUGUACCCCCAUCCACAAAAUUACAUUGCAUUAAAUUUUGUUCAUACAUGUAUCAACAACAUGUAUGUUGUAUCAAACUGUGCCUCAAUGAUUACUGACUGAUACUAGAGCUCUCAAUGUAUUUACCUCUACCCUUUGGAUAUUUGCUGUCCAGCCAAUUUUAUUGAAGGCUGCCAGUUCCACCCUGAUGUUAAGUCAGAUUUUUCUUGAUCCAGUGGUAAUGAUGUACAGCAGUGCCCUUUGUCUUUUAAUGUCAACAGAUAGCUAAUGAAAUGCAGCAGUCAGUGGAUGCAAUGGAGAGGACAGCCUUUCCAGUGAGAGAAGGAGAAACUUUUCACAUGAGGGUAAGUUACUUGUAGAUAGUGAAUAGUUAGGUCUGAUGGUCAUGUGCAGUACAUUAAAUCACUUACACUGUAAAUUGAAAGUGUAAAAUUGUGGUUGUGGUUGGAGGUGGAAGCUGUAGAGAAGGUUAAGCGUACAGUUGUGUUUGUAAAGAGCUGCUUGAAAGUAAGCUUUCAUUGCAUCAAACCUCUGUUAGAAAGCUUACACUGUGCAUCUGUGUUUAAUGGUCACAAGUUUGGUGUAGACUACGGAGGUCUGAGAAUUGCCUAGACCAUUUUUAGUAUGAUUAGGAGGCUGUUGAUUGCUGUUUUUUAAUAGAAUGAAGUGCAAAAGGGCAAGUGCAAGAUUCAGUUGCUAACAAUACUUAAUACUUUUCUUGCCUGUUGAGCAACUUGUGAUAGAGAAAACUACAAUGGAGGACAAAAGAACUUGGGACUGUGUGAAAAAGCCCUUCCAAGCAAUAGUUCCGUAGGACUCUGCUCCUAAGGACAAUUUUUUGCUCAGCUUUGGGUUCAUCCCGUCGUCCCCCCACUUCCCCCAGCAAUGUUGUGGCCAAAAGAAGCACUCAUUUUCACCCAUUUUGCUCCAAAUCCAACUUUGUUCGGGGUGGGAGGGGAGGGGUCGCUAGUUUUGGUAAUAUCACUAGAAAGGUCCCAACACUUUUGACCUCCAUUGUAGCAACCCCCUCUAUUAUCAUCCAAUAGUUCACUUAUUAAAAAGUGAUCACCUACACAGUAUGUAUUUAGCUGACAUACAAGUAUCACUGUUGCCAUGUAAAUACAGCAGGUAGAUAGGCAGGGAAUCAAACAGUUAGGAAUUUCUUUUGGUUCUAUUUUUCUUUUGUUUUCCUAUGAAAGUAACAGGGGUGACCUUGAUACAUAGUCAGGGAAAUCCCUGGCCCCCGUCAUUUUUGACACCCUGAAUAAUGUAUAUAUGUAUACAAUAUCAGCAGCUUUUACACUGUAACUAUGUGGAAUGUGAGUGUGGUGUACAUGUACAGUGUAAAUAUUAAUGUGCAUCUGGUAUGACACAAAUAGUUGAUAUUUAUUUAUUAAUUUUAUUUUUCUCACUUUUAAUAAAUUUUUUCUCUGCUUUUUUUUCUAGCUGCCAAUAAAAGGAAUGAAAGAGGUGAUUAAAAGGAAUUUUCUAUUUUUCAUGUUUGCUCAGUUAUAAGUGCUCAUUAAUUUGAGGAACACAAAAAGUAUUAGUUUGUUUUGUUCAUGAAAAUAAAACAUCAGUUUUCCUUUGCAGUAGCCAGAAAUUGAUACCAUUAAGGUGCAGCCAUCAUCAGCAACUGCAAUUUUUUUCUUUCUCAACUCUAAACCAUCAAUGAAAAGAUGUACUACUACAUACCUGUUUAUCACUCUAUAACAAUAUUUUAUUCUAUAUUUUUAUUGUACUUUUAUUUCACUAUCUAUAGAAAGAACUCCUGAAAGAAGUUGAUGAUUACUUGAAAAUGGGUAUGUUGGCCUUGCCUUGUAUCAUUCAUAAUCUAUAUUUCAGGAUAAUGCUGUUGAUGUUUUAAGUGCAAGAAAGAUGUUUCUGCUUUCUCAGACUCUGAGUUGGAUAGUGUGCGGAAUGAGGUAGCAGAUGGUUGGAAAGUGAUGGAGAAAGAAAACUAUGGUUGAAAGCAGAAUUCAGAAGUGCGUUUUCAUGCUUGUAAAAUUUGAAUUCUGCAAGAACAUGGGUUACUCAUUUGCUGUCUUGACUACCACUGACUUUUGGGUGCUCACUUAAUUUGCUGGCAUCUAUCGAGUUUCCUUAAAGUCCUUGCAGAGGAGAAAAAAUUACACACAUCCAAUUUACACAUUAUUAUUACGUUUCUGCUGUUCAGUGUAAUAUUGAUAUAUCAUUGAUUCUCAGGUAAUGUAAAGUGGCAGGAAGGUCGGGUUUCUGGAACAGUUUAUUGUGGAAGUAAAGAACUCACUGAUUUGCUUACUAAGGUAUUUUUGGGACUUGAAGUGCAGUGGUAUUUUACUGGUAAAAUGCUUUCCAAUUUGUUUAACUGUCAAUACCCAUUUGAAAAUGUCUAGAGUUUAUAUACCAAUCAUCCAAUCAAAACUGCUUUAAUGUGUAGUAACUUUAUUGAACUUAUGUAUAAUUUACAAUAUUACGUGAUAAUAUUACAAUACAUAACAUGGUGCAGAGAAGACUGCCACAUCAUGGAAAAUGCUCUUACUUAACAUUGGUAAUAAAACAUCCCCCCCCCCCAAAAAAAAAAAAACAGACAGACUUUGUUUUAAUACUAUUUACGUCUGUGUACUGUGGUAAGAAUUUUUGUGUGUGUUUGUUGUAGGUAUAUUCAAAGUUUGCUUGGUCCAAUCCUCUUCACGUUGAUAUCUUCCCAGAUGGUGAGUAGUACAUCGCUUUUUUUUUUCCCUUCAAUGAGAUAAUGAUUUGUUGCUAAAGGAAGAACAACUACAUAAAUUAUAGACAUUCUCAUUUCCAACUAUCAUGUCAAGGCUGGCUAAUUAAUGUAGUAAUUUAUUUUCAACUGAUUAUCAAUCUAUUGUUACUUUUAUUUCAAACAGUGCGGAAGAUGGAAGCCGAAGUUGUCCAGAUGUGUGUUAAUAUGUUCAAGGGAGGAAAGGAAGCUUGUGGAACGGUAAACACACUAAUGACUGCCAUUAGACAGCCUAUGGAUAUGGCACUAUAGAAAUCCUUGCUAUUAUUAAUAUUAUUAUUACUUUUCGUACAUUUGCAACACAACUGUGGAAGCAGUAUGUCAUAGUUUAUAACCUUGCAUUUAUAACCUUGCUUCACUGGAUGGUGUGUGGCUUUCCUCAAGUGACAUGUGCACCCUUUCACUUUGGAAGAAAUACAAUACAUCGGCAACACAAGAAAAAAUGCCAGAUCAUUGUUUUAAAUGUUAUUAUUUCCUAACCUCUACAGCCAUUUUUAGCGUAUCUCAAGAUUGGGGGAAAAAGGUGUCACAAAUCUAACUUGAGUCCGCUUUUUCUCUUCAAUGUAAAUUAGAUAUUUCAUUUUUUCAGUAGACUAAUGCAUUACUUGCACUGUAAAUAUCUCUAGUUCAUUGGUAAGUUUUUCGUGGUGAGAUUUGGCAAUUUAUAAGGGCAAUUAGCAUUCAAAAAAAUUCUAAAUAUCAAAAUGCAAAUUGUCCUGUUUGGUUCUUACACUGUACAUAUCAGGAGUGCAAGCAAGUUCACCUUGGAUGAUCUACUCUAAAUUCUCCUCAGCUCUUUAAUCAAUUAAACAUAUAUAGGUGUUACUUAAUGUUGUAGUGUUACAUGGCUAAAUGGUGAUAAUCUCUGCACACUUUAGAUGACCUCUGGAGGUACAGAGAGUCUUCUGUUGGCUUGCAAGUCUUACCGUGACUGGGCCUAUGAUCGUGGAAUUGAAAGGCCUGAGAUGUGAGUCCCAAUUUUGCUGUAAGACAAUCAAAAAACUAAAUAAUUUGAAUUUGAUGCCUAGCAUCGCCUCCAAUGAGUCAGAAGCUUUACUGACUCUGAAGCAAACUGAAAUGUACAUGCUUAUAUUAUAAGAAGCUUCAUGUUGCUGUCUUCGCAACUAUUGUUUUCAGUGGUCAGUGAACAAUGUCUGACCAAGAUGACCAUUUGUACAGACAAACUUUUAGUUGGCCAUUCAUUUUGACUGGUCAAGUGCAUGACUUUUAAAUGAAUAACUGGAAAAAAAAUUAUGCACAUUAAUUCUGUAAACCCCCCAAAAAAACAGUUAAAUCAUAAAAUAUUUAGCCAUUUUGCAGAUAUAAAUUCGGAGCUGGCUUUUUGAAUGCCAAUUAACAGUCAGAAACUAGCCAUGACCAAGUCUUGUAGCCAGAUCUCUUGUUGAAAAAUGACCAAGCAAAAACUUGUCUGGCUAGUCAAGAUGCCCGACCACUGUCCAAGAAUUAUUUUUAGCCCUGAAACUAUAAGCUGUCAGUGGGUGAAGCAGCUUCUGAGUUCUAACAUAAGUAAUUUUCAAAUGUAUAUGUAUUUGGCUCUCCCCUUUCCUUUUUAUUCAUCCUUCUGCUACUAAUAUGACACAAUAGACUCAUUUGGCUGACUCAUUGUUGUACUCAAUUCAAAUCUCCCAGGGUUAAGAUUGUGUAUUGUAUUUGCACAUUAUAAUGUGGGAUUCACAUUUAAAUGAUAUGGAAAUUCCUGCAACAAAACGUUUUAUAACCAAAGGGUUUGAAUUGGAUACAACAUUGAGUUAGCUAAAUAGGUCUAUUCCUGUAAAAAUAUUUGAAUCUUAUUGUUUUCUUCUUUUUUUUUCAGUGUGGCACCAGUUAGUGUACAUGCAGCUUUUGAUAAGGUAUUUCAAUAUGUUCAUCAUAGCCCUCUUUAGUUAUUUAUAAAUAACGAUUUGCAGGUAGCUCAUCCUCAUAGUGGUUCUUCAUCUACCUGAUUCCUGGUCGAAUUGGAAUUUGGAAAUGUUUGUUUUUGAGGAGACAGGAAAACCGGAGUACCCAGAGAAAAACCUCUCUCAGCAAAGGAGAGAACCAACAACAAACUCAACACACAUAUGGCGUCGACGCCGGGAUCGUAUUUCGUUUUUGUUUUGUUUUGUAGGAGGGGGGUGUUUUGUUACACAAUUAAUGGCCCCUUUUCCGCUGGCAAUUUUGUAUUGUCAUUGCUACAUAGAACUAUAAUUCCUGAAUUAACUUUCAGUGUUAAAGGUUCGCCAGGGUGCAAAGAAAGUCAUUUUUACAGCCUGCCAUUCGGGCAAGCUGUAACUAGUAUGUACUAGCUCACAAGUCAUUUCAACUAGCCCCAAAACCCUUUUUGAUUAGCAGGAUUGAUUACAAUCCUUUUGUGAUUUGAUUUUCCCCAAAAAACAGCACUUGCCCAUCAGGCAAGUUAAGAACAAAAAUCACUAGCCCGAUAGCAAAAUCCACCAGCCCCAGGCUAUGGGACAUGACUUUCUUUGCACGCUGUUUGCUGUGUCGUCAAAGCACCUCCCAUUCGAUUUAUGGUGUUUCAGAGUUUUUUUUCUCUACUUGGUAUCUAGGCAGCACAUUAUUUCAACAUGAAAUUAGUCCACGUUCCUGUUGAUGAGAAAACAAGAAGAUGCAAUAUGAAGGUAAUUAUACCAUUAUUAAGGAAGUAAGUUUGAAAUGUAAUGAUCAACUAAAGUGUCAUCAUGGCCAUCCUUAAAUUUUUGCUUUUCUGUUUAGGCAAUGAAGAAGGCUAUUACAAAGAACACAAUUCUAGUAAGUUAUAGUAAUUUGGACUGUUUUCCCCAUCCAUGUAUAUAAAAUUAAUGAUAAAAUGUCAUAUGAAAAGGAUAGAUCUGAAAAUAAUGAUAUAUAGUUUAGUUAAAAUUGAAUUUUUGUUGGAUUUGUAGAUUUAAUGGAAAUUGGUAUUAAAAUGUCAACUAAAUUAAUGAGGAAUGUCCAUUUAUGUACCAGUUAGCUUACGUACAGUCAACCAUGUGGGUGUUUGUUAACAACAACUUAACUUGCCUUUUGAAAGUUAGUUUUUACAUGUAGGUUUUGAAACUAACGGGAAGAAAGUGAUGUUAAAAAAUGUGGUAGCCUCAUAAGUUUGAAUCAUAUUAUUAGGGUGCUUUUGAUGUAAGGACAAGGACAAGAUUUUUAAAACUUUAAGUUUUUGUGUGUGUUCUGAAAAAAAGACUCUGCAGAAAGUUUCUUUUUAUUUUAUCUUUUUUUUUUACCAAAAAAAAAGUUAGUCCAGUUAUUUAUACUGAAGGAGGCUGAGCCCUCUCCCAAUAGCAAAAUGAUAAAACUUCUAACAUUUUUAUUUGAUAACUUGUUCCCGUCACUACGACAUUCUUGCUAAAUCCGGUUGUAGAAUGACAAUGGCUAUCACUUUUCCCCGCAGAGAUGACGCUAGUUCGCGCAUGAGCAAAACUCAGUAUUGAGGAAAUCUCGUAUUGUAGUCGUCCUUGUCUCAGAAUUGAGCUCUAUUUAUUCAAGGCUGUCAUUAAGGGCUCAGGUCCUUGGCUUCUAUGAACAUGGAAAUCAACAGCUGUAUGAUUCCCCACCCACUCUAUGUAUUUUCCCUGUUAUUUGAAAUCUCAGUGACAGCCCUGCUUAUUGUUUUUUCUUAUUUUUCCAGCUUGUUGGAUCUGCACCACAGUUUCCCCAUGGUGUUAUGGAUCCCAUUGUAGAAAUGGCUAAGCUUGCUAAGAAAUACAACCUGGGACUCCAUGUAGACUCCUGCUUGGGUGGAUUUUUGAUUCCCUUCAUGAAGAAAGCUGGGUAAGGUAUUAGAUCCUCAAGUUUGGUGUUUGUCAUGUCCCUUAGACUCUUAGAUUACUUAUUGUUCUUUUAUUAGUUUUGUAUUUGGUUUCUUUUGUGAGUGGCAGGCAAAGUUAUGCACUGAAGAUAUCUUUCAACAUAACUCUUUGUACUUUUCUGCUGUGUUACAUACUUGAUUUCAAAAUCAAAAGAUGGUUUUGAAUUAACUGUCUGCUGCUCUCCUCUAUUAUAGGUUUGAUCUUCCCCCGUUUGAUUUUUCAGUGGAAGGUGUAACCAGUAUAUCAUGUGAUACUCAUAAGGUACAGUUCUUCAAGAGAUGCUAGUCUACAGAUAUUAGUCAUUUCCUUUUGUGACAAUCUGAUUAUCAUUGCCAUUACGUGUAUGUCAUGUGGCACUAAGGGGGUGUUAAUAUGAGAAAACUCGCACCAGUGUGAGUUUCACGCCGAGAUGACUUCUUGAUUUUGUAUUGUGUUUACAUGUUCGCAUGUUUUUUCAAUGUCCCAUGACCAACAUGAUUACGUCAUCCUAAAUUGCCCAAAUUACGCAUGCACUACCUGUUCCAGUCUACUGGCAGACCAAUUUCACACUGAAACAAGUGGUUUGUCAUUUACAUGAUACUGUUGCAAAAUUUUGUACCUGAGUGAAAUUCUCUUUCACAGACUACAACCAGGGUGAACUCAUGCUGGUGUGACAUGACAUUUUUGUGGUGGUAUUGUGCAAACAAAUAAGGAGCCAUGGGAACCUGAGUGAACUUCGUGCCAGCACAGAAGUUGCCCAGGUGUCAUGUUAACACACCCCCCUAAGCUUCUAGUACAUGUACUUCUUACUAGUAACUUUUUUUACUUUGUAGACAUUUCUUUGAAACCAUCAAGUUUUCUUCAGUGAUUCAGAAUAUUCAUUAUUAUGGUUGCAAAUGUUUCCUUUUCAGUUUUGCAUGAUUGAUAAUUUAGUAUCCCUGAUAAGCUACAUAUGUAGCUGAAGUUGGUUGAGGUUGAAUUGAGACAGUCUUAUUUUUCUUCAGUAUGGAUUUUCACCAAAAGGAUCUUCAGUUAUAUUGUACAGUAACAAGCACCUUAGGCAUUUUCAGGUAAGGAUUCUAACUGUUCCGCCCCUGGCAGUGUUGCCCAAAAUCGCCUUUUCAAGCUAGUCAAGCUGUUUUCUGGUCACUGUCUGUCUUGUUUAAAACGCCAAAUGAUAAGUUGAGCACUUCCCGGCCUUCUUUACUACCAGAUGCAAAAUAUCAGCUAUUAAAGUUAAGGCAUGAUCAGAAAGCAAAAUUUUCCAGACAUAUACUAAUAGUUCUGGUUUGAUUAAAGUGACACAGCAGCCUUGUGCUUGACUUUUACUGUUUGCCCUAUCUCCUCCCCUCUUCUUUUAAUUCACUUUUUCUGCCUUUUUUUGGAGGUUAAAGGGAAACUUUAAGAAAAACUCCUUUAUAAGAAAAUUGGCUGUUGAUAUCACAUCGUGGGAUGUCGUCUUGAGAAAUAAAAUUGGAAUCACAUUAUGUUGUGUUGACCUUGCCUAGUCCCUGUACGGCCUAAUUUUCCUAGGCGUUCUCGGUCAAUUAACUUCGUAGCCUCCCCGCAGACGUCCUUUGGGGUUCGUUCGUCACGCAUGCAUUUCUCCCACACUGACAUCUGCUAAACACAGCCGACAUUUAUGUUCACCAAUCACAGGCCGUUAAAAGAUUUUUGUAAAACGUAACCCGAGCCGCUUGUUCAGAUUCGCACGAUCAGUGAGGCUUUUGAUCGGGUGUGCGAGAAAUUUGUAAUUACAGAGUAAAACAACUGUCAGAGAGAAGCUAUCCUGCAAAAAGUAGAGAAGAUAGACCGAUGAGUUCAUAAAUUUGCCGACGGAGUUUAUUUGCCGUGGGGGAGAAAUGAAUGCGUGACGAACGAACCCCAAAGGACGUCUGCGGGGAGGCUAUUCACUUCGGUGAUGUAUCCCGAAACAAAUUGGCCAUGCAGAAUAACGAGGCCUAGGGACUAGGCAAAUGUUGACCUUUAGUCUUAACUCUUAGGUUAAAUGAGUUUUUAAGUACAUGUAAGUUGUCAUUGCCAUAACCAUAUAAAAUAACAGUUACCACACCUAGACAGGUACCAGUGCAUUAAUUGUGUUAACUUGAGGUUCAAAGAAGUAGAUUAUCUUUUUAUUUAUGACAUUAGAAAAAAUAUGAAUGAGUCUCUGGAUGGCAAUGACUGCUAGAAGAAAGUUAUAAGGCACAUAAAUACCUUUCUUUUUUUUUCAGUUCUUUGUAGCACCCGACUGGCAGGGUGGAAUCUAUGCCUGUCCUACAAUACCUGGCAGUAGGCCUGGUGCAAUUAUCGCUGCAACAUGGGCAGCAAUGAUGCACUUUGGAGAAUCAGGUAUAAACUAAAUAACUCUUUUAGAGCUACAUGUCAUGAUGUCAUAAGUUUUGUGCGACCGACAGCAUCAAAGAUACUCAUUAUCGUUUUUGAUCAGCUUAAUGUUCCAGGUUUUUGUUUACCUAAUUCUACUUAUCCUGCAGGGCCCAGUCUGCCGUGAAAGUAAUGCAAAACCAAGUGCCUUUCUUUUUACCUUCUUUCUAAUUUAGGUUAUGUUGAAAGUACAAGAAAAAUUAUUACAACUAGAAUGAAAAUUGAGGAAGGGUAAGUGAGCUUUAAGUAGCUCUUUUAUGUUAAAAUUCCUUCGUAGACAAAACUAUUAGUUCCUUGCAUAGAUAAUAACAUUUGACAGCCUUAAUCCUGAUCAUCCCCAGACACUCUCUUACAGUUUGUUAACAGAUGCAUUGCUUACACAUGCAUUGUGACUUCUAAACUAUUGAACCUAUUGGGAUUUGGAAUUGAACUCCUUUCUGUAACCCUUAUGAAGCUCAGUUAGGAAGUCUUAGUGCUUAAGGUGGAGAAGUCUUCUUCAGUUGACUUCCUAGUUUAUUCACGUUCUAUUGAGGAAAUGUGGUAUGAAUUCCUUUUCACUAUAUUUUUCACUGCCGCUCAUUUUCACCUUUUUUCACCUCAUUUUCACCUCAUUUUCACCUCUCACACCACCGAUAUAAAAUUUUCAUGUUGUCCUUCCGUCGAAAUUAGUCUCCUUUGUUUUUUAUCUCUCGCUCUAGCUUUUUCUCUGUUAUCGACGUCAGUUUAGACAUUAAAAUUUAGUCGAAAAUAGACAUGGCUUUGUUGUUGUUUUUACUCUCAAAAAGUCCGGAUGGCCAUGCAAUUAACCUCCAAAACGCGCGGAUGCUUGAAAUGCGAAAUUCCACCCCGGCUCACAUGAACGUGUGGACGUACAGACGAUUUUCUCAGAAACAAAAUUUCUUGGAUGCACACGUAUCCAUGGUGCUCCGCUACGCGCGAGAGUUCCGCUAUUAGUUAAGCAAUAGACAUAGGGGACAUCCCAAGGGAGGGGGAGGGGGAGGGGCAGGGGGUUGUACUUUCAUGGGUAAAGGCACUAAAUAAUGACUUUAGCUCAUAAGUGACUUAAACAGCAAUAUCCUGGUGAAUGAUAUAGCCCUCUAUUCGUCUUCUCUCAGCAACAAAUUUGGCUACCGCCUGUUUUGCAUAAUUACAUGUAUGUCCUUAUUUCAGCUGCUCCUUGAGUGCAGCAAUACUUUCAUAAUUGUAUAAGUAACUGUUAGAGAUAACCAGGCAAUUUUCCUUGAUGGCAGCCUUUAUAUAUAACUGUUGUUGUCUCUCUUACUUUGCUGUAGCCUACGAAAAAUCAAAGGAAUAUACGUACUUGGCAAACCUGAAGUAAGCGUGGUAGCGUUUGCAUCAAAUGACUUUGAUAUUUAUCAGCUUGGAGAUGCUCUAACCAAACGAGGCUGGAACCUCAAUUCACUUCAGUUUCCUUCAAGGUUUGUGUUCCUUGUUUCUUCAUGGCAGAAAAUUUAGCUAAAUGUAAUUUAGGCAAAGUUAACCUCAAAGCAAUGCUGGUCAGCAGUUUUUCCAGCUUUGCUAGGCGCUGGCCCAAUGCCUCUAGCAGGGGCUCCUCGUGACUUGUAUACGCAGUUGUUUGCUUGCAGUUCUUCGCCAAGUGUUAUCGCAAUAGCUUGUUGCUUGCUUGCCUUCUUAUUGACAUGUUAUGACCAUGUUUGCAAGUAGACCUGGCUUAUCCAUAUGAAUAUAAAAAAAAAUAUAUAGUUUCAGACGAGAUGAAUAGAGACUUGGCUGAAUGCCCAGUUAACUCCCAUUCACUGCAAACUGUUAUGCUGUAUAGUUGAUGUUAAACUCAUGACUACAUUUGCCUCUAGAAGUUAAUGAAACCUUAUAGAUCAGGCCCCAGUUGUUCAGAAGGUGGAAAACACCAUCCACAGGGUAAAUCUCCAUCCAGUGGAUAACACAAAUUGGUUCUCCUAAUACUUGUCCGCUGGAUAGUGAUUUAUCCGGUGGAUAGCGUUAUUCAGCGUUUGAACAAACCGGGGCCAGAAUAAAAAGCUCUAUAAUACCAAACAACACGUAGGGAACAAUAAUUGUGACCUGACCAUUUCCACCACACUGACUUGAGUUUGAACUAUAAGCAAAAACUCAUAAGGGGUUGAAUUCAACCCCUUAUGGGUUUCUGCUAUAAGUUAAUAUACUCAUGGAUGUUCCACUGUGUGAACUGGUUGCUUCAUUAUUCAUGAUUCUCUUGAACAUCGUCUUACAGUUGAAGCUGGUUUGAUUCCUUUUUGCAGUAUCCAUUUUUGUGUCACUUACCUUAACACUCAAGCUGGUGUGGCCGAGUUAUUUCUUAAGGAUGUGAAAGAGUGCUGCGCUAAACUCCUCAAUGACCCUCAGGCAAAGACCGAAGGCAUGGUAUGUUGUUAGGUUAAUUUAAAACAGGCUGAAAAUUGUACACCAAACACAGUCUCUUUAGACGAGUUUCUUUUGUUGUUUGUUUGUUUGCUUUGCUUUGCACGAGUUAAAGCACUGGCUACAUGAACUGGACCCCUGUAAAUCAACUAUCUCUUAACGGACACCUCGAUUAAAUGCGUUACAGAAAGUGGCUUUAAGUUGGGUGCAUACGUACGGCGAUCACUUUGUUCGUUUAGUUCAUUUAACAAUUAAGGUUUGUUGUCCCUUGUUAUAGGCUGCAAUCUAUGGAAUGGCUCAAGGAAUUCCUGACAGGUCCAUAGUUACUGAACUGGCCUGCUGUUUCCUCGAUUGCAUGUACAACAUCGGCAACACCCAGCCUCAAGCCAAUGGAGUCCACCACAACUAA